AUGUCAUCACAUUCUUCUUCAUCUAAAGACCGUUUGGCCUCUAUCACCGCUCACAUCUCUGCUCCACCCCCGACCCCGAUGGCUUCUUCUUUCGAUGCGGUGCCUUUGGCACCUACUGAUCCACUUUUUGGACUCAUGGCCGCUUACAAAGCGGAUACAUUCGAUAGAAAGGUGGAUUUGGGUGUUGGGGCUUACAGAGAUGAUAAUGCGAAGCCAUGGAUUUUACCAGUUGUCAAGAAGGCAGAGUCCAUUUUAGCAAAUGAUCCGAACCUAAACCACGAAUAUCUUCCUAUUGCUGGACUCCCAACCUUCACCUCCGCUGCAGCACGUUUGAUCCUUGGCUCUGAUAGUCCUGCUAUCGUAGAGAAUCGUGUAACCUCUGUGCAAACCAUUUCCGGUACAGGUGCAGUUCACCUUGGUGCCCUUUUCCUUGCCAAAUUCUUUCCUCGCCCCCAAGACCAAAAGGUCCUCAUCUCCAACCCUACCUGGGCCAAUCACCCCCAAAUUUUCUCUAAUGUCGGUCUGGCAUCAACAACAUAUCCGUAUUUUCACCCUUCUACCAAAGGGCUUGACUUCGACGGUCUAUGCAGCAGUUUGGAAUCAUCCCCGGAGGGCUCGGUUGUUCUUCUUCAUGCUUGCGCCCACAACCCUACUGGUGUAGACCCCACAAAAGAGCAAUGGAAAAGGAUUGCUGAGGUAAUACGGCAAAAGAAACAUUUCCCCUUCUUCGAUUGUGCUUACCAAGGCUUCGCUUCUGGGGAUCUUGAUAAUGAUGCCUGGGCUAUCCGUUACUUUGUGGAGGAAGGGUUUGAGCUUUGUGUGGCCCAAUCUUUCGCAAAGAACCUUGGUCUUUAUGGCGAACGUGCUGGAUGCUUCCAUUUCGUUUCGCCACCAUCACCAAAUGCGCAGGAUGGAAUCAAAAGGAUUGCGAGUCAGUUAGCAAUUCUCCAGAGGAGUGAAAUCAGUAACCCCCCUGCAUAUGGCGCAAGGAUUGCAAACCUAGUCUUAAACGAUGAGAAGUUGUUCGCCGAGUGGUGUGAGAAUUUGUCCGAGAUGAGUGGGAGGAUCAAGAGCAUGAGGACUGCUCUACACGACAAAUUGGUUGAACUAGGCACGCCGGGCGACUGGUCUCACAUCUUGAAACAGAUUGGGAUGUUUUCAUUCACUGGCUUGAAUGAGAAGCAAGUUUUGAAGCUUAGAGAAGAAUCUCACAUUUAUCUUACCAAGAAUGGAAGGAUUUCAAUGGCUGGGCUAAAUACUCACAAUGUUGAAUACUUUGCGACUGCCGUUGAUAAAGUAGUCAGGGAGGUGUAA
Morchella sextelata is the source of this 1314-nucleotide messenger RNA. RefSeq lists its product as uncharacterized. Gene Ontology annotation, biological process: L-aspartate biosynthetic process. The record is from RefSeq and is a predicted model, not a curated record. Bases 1 to 1314 code for a protein of 437 amino acids. Gene Ontology annotation, cellular component: cytosol. The transcript is spliced from 5 exons. NCBI's taxonomy places the organism in Eukaryota, Fungi, Ascomycota, Pezizomycetes, Pezizales, Morchellaceae. Gene Ontology annotation, molecular function: L-aspartate:2-oxoglutarate transaminase activity; pyridoxal phosphate binding.